This is a messenger RNA of Solanum lycopersicum (tomato), 1229 nucleotides long. Its product is annotated as probable transcription factor At5g61620. Gene Ontology annotation, biological process: response to ethylene; response to gibberellin. Gene Ontology annotation, molecular function: zinc ion binding; DNA binding. The record is from RefSeq and is a predicted model, not a curated record. Lineage: Eukaryota; Viridiplantae; Streptophyta; Magnoliopsida; Solanales; Solanaceae.
UUCGAGAAAACUUCGUCUACUAUACUAUUUUUUUUGUAAAUGAAAAAGAAAACAUAAGAAAAAAAUGUGAGUAUGGCAAAAGAUGCAAGGAAGUGUUCACAUUGUGGACAUAAUGGACAUAAUUCAAGAACAUGUAAUUCGAAAGGAAUUAAAUUGUUUGGAGUUCGAAUCGACGAUAGUAAUAAUACAAAUCAGCAUAGGUUUGUUGAUACAAAGAUGAAGAUGGGAGACUAUGAAUCUAUAAGGCGGAGCAAAAGUUUGGGAAAUCUAGAACAUGCCGCUGCCGCCGCCGCCAAUUAUGAUCACAACGGCGGCGUCGAGGCGGGAUAUCUUUCCGAUGGGCCAAUUAUUUCUAUCAGACAUAGAAAAAAGGGAACCUCUUGGACUGAAGAGGAACAUCGUUAUUUCUUAAUUGGAUUAGAAAAUCUUGGUAAAGGCGAUUGGAGAGGAAUUUCCAAACGUUAUGUACCUUCAAGAACUCCAACACAAGUAGCUAGUCAUUCUCAAAAAUAUUUCAUUAGAAUAGCAUCAAUUGAGAAGAAGAAACGUCGACCGAGUGUGUUUGAUGUGCACUUAAAAAAUCCGAAUUCACAUAUUCCCUCCAAAUCUUCAUCUUAUAUUCCUGAAGUCUCUAAGGAGACAAGUUUUCCUUUGAAGCAACUAUUUGACACAUGUCAAAUUAAAGGACAGGCUAGCAAAGGCAUUCCUAGUGCAACUCGAGAAAGGCCCCCACUUUCACCGUCACCAAUUAGUAGACCUUUUGGAGUCCCUAACUUAGCCCACAUGCCUUACGUAGUUGGAGUUCCUCAGAAUAUCCAAGGUGUUUCAUCAUCCAAAGUAGGACCAACAAUCUCAUGGAUUCCGAUAGUGAAUUUCCAUAAUGAGAGUCGUGUUCAUCUUAAAAAUUCUUCACAAGGCCCCCUUCCAUUUGCACCUUUUGUGGCACGACCAACUAUUGGUGUAUUACCUUCACAACCACCUUCUCAAGUUCAAUCUCAACCAGGACAUUCUACUCCAAUAACAAAUAAAGAUGGGGUUAACAUAAUUAUUGGAGCUCUUUGAUUUUUGAAAUUCGAUUUUUUUGAUAUCUUAUUCUUUAUAUGACAAUAAAUAUUAGUUGGGCAAUUUUUGGGUCGUUAUUCUGCCUAGCUAGCUACUUUUUUUAAUUUGUUGAGGUACAACGAGAGUGUGAAUUUUGCAGCGAUUGAAUUAAUUAUUUGUUGAAUUCA